Messenger RNA from Sphaeramia orbicularis (orbiculate cardinalfish), 1310 nucleotides. RefSeq names its product dihydrouridine synthase 4-like (S. cerevisiae) (gene dus4l). Gene Ontology annotation, molecular function: flavin adenine dinucleotide binding; tRNA dihydrouridine synthase activity. The record is from RefSeq and is a predicted model, not a curated record. Lineage: Eukaryota; Metazoa; Chordata; Actinopteri; Kurtiformes; Apogonidae. The transcript is spliced from 6 exons. Gene Ontology annotation, biological process: tRNA processing. Bases 227 to 1174 code for a protein of 315 amino acids.
CACACUUUUCCGCAUGGUGGUGGAAACAUGGAAUCUCUUGUAAUACUUCGAUGCUUAAAACACUGUUUGUAUUUGUUGUAAACUCAGCUCCUCUUAGGAUAGUGUUUUGUGAUACAUACGUUUGAUUUUAAUGGCAGUGAAAGAAGACUAAUAUUUUCUUUACGUAACUUGAACUUUUGUCCGGUUAGCUUGUUAGCUAGCUGACCGACAUCACUGCUGGCUGAACAUGAAGACUUCUAACGGUAAUACCAGUGUCAUGGACAUGUUUCAGAAAGGAAAAGUGGUGAAAGUAUGCGCCCCGAUGGUUAGAUAUUCAAAGCUGGCUUUCAGAUCUUUGGUGAGGAAGUACAACUGUGAUAUAUGUUUUACUCCGAUGAUAGUGGCUGCUGACUUCAUGCGAUCGGUUAAAGCCAGAGACAGUGAAUUCACAACCAGUGAGCGUGACAGGCCUCUGAUUGUGCAGUUUGCUGCCCAUGAUGCUCAGACUCUCGGCGAUGCAGCCUGUGUCGUAGCACCAUUCUCAGAUGGAGUUGAUCUCAACUGUGGCUGCCCCCAGAGAUGGGCCAUGUCAGCUGGAUACGGUGCUUGCCUUAUAAACAAACCGGAAUUAGUCAAAGAAAUGGUCAGAACUGUCAAGAACCAGGUGGACAAUCCAAACUAUACAGCGUCCAUCAAAAUAAGAAUUCACAAGGACCUCAGGCAGACAGUGGAUUUGUGCCAGAAAGCGGAAUCAGCAGGGGUGUCAUGGAUCACAGUCCAUGGACGGACAGCAGAAGAACGCCACCAACCAGUCCACUAUGAUGCUAUAAAAACAAUCAAAGACAGUGUAGCCAUCCCUGUCAUUGCUAAUGGGGAUAUAAAGUACCUCCGUGAUGUGGAGUCCACUCACCAGCUUACUGGUGUUGAUGGAGUGAUGGCUGCACGGGGAUUGCUUGCUAACCCUGCCAUGUUUGCUGGCUAUGAGGAUACACCUUUGGAGUGUAUAUGGGACUGGGUGGAUAUCUCCAUAGAGCAUGGAACUCCAUUCACCUGCUUCCACCAUCACCUUAUCUACAUGCUGGAGAGGGUUAGCUCCCAGCCUGAGAGAAAAGUGUUCAACUCUCUGUCCAGUACCUCAGCUGUAAUGGACUACCUCCAAAACACAUACGGGACAGUGCAAGAUAUGGCAGCAUGAGUAUAGUGGAAUGUGGAUUUUUUUGUUUUGUUUUUGUACAUUUUAUAGACUUCUUUUUAUAAUAUUUUUGUGCCAAAUACAAAUGUAAAUUAUAUCACUGUUAUGAGUCUUCUUUAUAAAGUAAGGCGCAGCUGUA